This is a messenger RNA of Metopolophium dirhodum (rose-grain aphid), 3412 nucleotides long. RefSeq lists its product as uncharacterized. NCBI's taxonomy places the organism in Eukaryota, Metazoa, Arthropoda, Insecta, Hemiptera, Aphididae. The record is from RefSeq and is a predicted model, not a curated record. Bases 372 to 2375 code for a protein of 667 amino acids. The transcript is spliced from 6 exons.
ACAUUCGUUCAGAUGACCACCGGUUAUUAGUAUACAUCCCCUUUCACUAGCGCAUGCGCACUGUAAAAUUCCCCAACCUGUUAAACUUCUAGAGACUACACCCGAGGUCAACCCCGCACCUCUCGUACGUGUGUAGAGCAUGCGCACUGUAAAAUUCCCCACCAUUACCACUAUCCCCCAAAAAUUCCUUAGUGCCCAUGGUAAGAAGAGACUCCUGAUUUUCCGUUUAGUCCGUGUACUAUCUUAAAUCGUUGUUCACGUAUAUUUACUCUCUCAGUCUUUAAAAUAUUUUUACAAGUGUUUAUUUUUUUUCUACGUUUUAAACAUUAUUUACACUUUGUGGUUUUAUUUCGCUAUUACUUUACGUAAAAAUGUUUCAAUGCGAACAGUGCGCAUCUACGUUUACGCGUAAGGACAAUUUGGUCGUCCACCAAAAGAAGCAUGCAGGUGUACGUUUUCCGUGCACAGCAUGCCCAUCGACAUUCUCGUACAAAAACAACCUCAACAAGCAUCUGAAGAACAUUCAUGGUAUCGUUCCGGCUCACCUCAGACCAUUGCCAGCUGCUCCGAUCAUAGAUCAGCCAGCACGACCUAGCGUCAUCCAGUUCGCGCCUCGUAUUGUUGCCCCCGGUAGCGCGGCCGAUGACACAUGCGUCAUAAUAGAAGAUGAGGAUACAGAUUCUUAUACGACUUCGGUGGGUGGCAAACGCAUUUCCAUCGCCAACACAGUGUCGGCUGUUAAGGCGAAAAAGGCUCGUAUGGAACUGGUUAGAUCCCCGGGUCUUAGAGAAAUUUCAUCGUCUGGAAAACGUAAAAUAGUGUGGUAUUUCGCAAAAAAUCUAAAUAAUGUUCGAAAUUAUUCCGAUUUUCUCCGUUCUCUCCAACCGGCUCUGACAGACAAGCUAAAAACUCACGUGCAGGAACAUCCAAUAAAAUUUAGCUUGAAGCUCGAGGCUACGUAUAACCGACCAAACGUAUCUAAUUCAUCCGAAAAUCGAGCGUUUACAACAUCAGCCAAAGAAAUAUUUAUGGGCACAAAAAUCGAAACAAUAGUUGAAGAAUCUUUUAUGAAAUUAUUAGCUGAGGAAGACACUUAUAUUUCUCGUGGUAGCGGGUUUACGUUAGAGUCCAUCGAUGAUUUACUACUAGCCGUUUAUAAGUAUACACCAAUAUCUGGUUCGUCAUAUAUACAAUUACCGAAAUCUAUUAUAGAUAAACGAGCAAUAAUAAAUCCUAAAAAUACAGACCAACAGUGUUUUAAAUGGGCUAUUUUAGCAAAAUACGUUGCAGGAGAAAACAAAUUUCGUGUCAAUGAAAAUUAUACCGAGCAUGAGGACAAAUACAUUUUUAACGGUAUUUCAUUUCCAACACCGCUAUCGGAUAUUUCCAAGUUUGAAAAAAAUAAUCAGAACGUUUCUGUAAAUGUUUACGGACUUGAAAAACGAUUACAGCCACCGAAAAAGUAUCCUUCAUAUGAGGUUUUCCCACUCAAAGUCGUAGAUGAUGAAAAACGUGAUCACUUUGACUUAUUAUUAGUGACGGAUGGUAAUAAUACACAUUAUACUUACAUCUCAAAUUUUUCAAGAUUACUCCGUUCGCAAAAAACUAGUCAUGCAGGUCAAGUUAUAUUCUGUAAACGUUGCUUUACAUCGUUCGACAGACAGAAUUUAAAGUAUAAGUUAAGCGGGCAGGCGGCGCUUGAACAUCACAGGCUAAUAUGCGGACCACAUAAACCCAUACGACUGAUAAUGCCAAAAGAGGGAGAUGUGCUACAAUUCACCGCGUGGCAAAACGCGCAGAGACAUCCCAUAGUUAUAUAUGCCGAUUUCGAGGCUCUGCUUGUAAAGACCGAAGAGGAAAAGGGUGAUAAUACAACAAUCAUACAAAAACACCGUCCUAUGAGUUACGGAUUUUUAGUUAAGGCGUCUGAAAAUGUUCCAAUAGAGUUGUUAACACAAUUUAACAUACCGAUUGGACCAGUCAUAUACCGAGGUAGUGAAAGCAGGCAAGACGUGGCAAAGCAUUUUAUAUACAAUAUCACUGACGUUGCCGAGAAAAUAGAACAAUUAUUAAAGACAAACGUAAUGAUAAAUAUGAGUGCACAUGACAAAGCGGUUCAUGAGGCGGCGACACACUGUAAUCUGUGUUGUAUAAAGUUUACACCACCUCAUGAGAUACAACAUCGAAAAACCGCCGACCACUGCCACCUUUCUGGAAAGUAUCGACAAGCUCUUUGCAAUAUGUGUAACCAGAAACUACAAACACCAGUUUUCGUCCCGUGCUUCCUACAUAAUCUUUCAAACUAUGAUGCUCAUUUCAUAGUAACAGAACUAGGUUAUAAUUCAAAAAGAAUAAAAGUAAUUCCGAACAGCUAGGAGAAAUUCGUUACUUUUAAAAAAUAUAUAAGUAACAAUUUUACUAUCAGAUUCAUCGACACAUGCAGAUUUAUGGCUUCGAAACUUUCAACACUCGCUAAAAAUUUGGUAACUCCUGACUUUUCUAAAUUCCGCGAGACGGGGAAGCAUUUUGCCACCAGUGAUAUGAACCUUGUAACCCGUAAGGGUGUACACCCUUACGAGUAUACGGACGAGUGGAGUAAGCUCGAUGAAAAUGUGUUACCGGAUAAAGCUGAAUUUUACAGUAUCCUAACCGAGUCAGCAAUUAAAGAUGAAGAGUACGAGCACGCGAUGAAAGUAUGGGAACAUUUUGGAUGUAAAACGAUUGGUGAAUAUUCAGAUUUGUAUUUAAAAAUUGAUGUAUUGCUGCUGGCCGAUAUUUUUGAAAAUUUCCGUGAUGUGUGUAUGAAGACUUACAACUUAGAUCCUGCAUACUAUUACACCGCUCCAGGGUUUUCAUUUGAUUGUAUGCUUAAAUUCACGGCAAUAAAACUAGAAUUACUGUCGGAUUAUGAAAUGCUUCUCAUGUUUGAUGACGGUAUUCGAGGUGGACUCACACAAGCCAGCAUGCGGUAUGUAAAAUCAAACAAUGAAAAAAAACCAGAUUACAACCCGGCAGAUCCAAAAUCAUAACUCCUCCAGAAGAUACUCCACCUUUUUUUUUUAUUUCACCAGAGAGGACAUUUGUAUUACGGGAUAAUAGACCGCCAUCAAGACCCGUCACCCCAAGGCCCGUUACCCCAAGGCCCAUUGCUCCGGCAUUAGAUGAUAGUAUGCAAGAUGGACAAAGACCAUGGUGGAUGCUUAAUUGGUUUAGUCCGCAAUCAAUGCCCGUUAGCCCAUCCCCGCUGCAGCGUCACCCCUUCAGAUAUUCAGAUAUGACUCAAGAUAGUGGUUUCUUUCCCGAACAACAGUCGCAGAGUACAUUAUCUCAAGUUAGACGACCUGCAACGCCUUUCUCCACCUACAACACCGGGGGUAUACGCGUUAAACCUGAUAGAAAACAUGGAAUUUUC